Messenger RNA from Ostrea edulis (European flat oyster), 2009 nucleotides. RefSeq lists its product as uncharacterized. NCBI's taxonomy places the organism in Eukaryota, Metazoa, Mollusca, Bivalvia, Ostreida, Ostreidae. The coding region runs from base 173 to 1153 and encodes 326 amino acids. The transcript is spliced from 3 exons. The record is from RefSeq and is a predicted model, not a curated record.
UUAUGCCACUUUCUAUAACUGCAAGUCAGCAAGAGAUGAGGGAUCCUUAUUUCAGCUGCGAAAUAAGUUAAACCGUAGAGAUGUACAUGGACAUGAUGCAGUCACAGAAAGAUUCAGGGCACAUUAUGCUUUUGUUGAGGAUGUAUUAGAUGGAUACAUCUGUAGUGCUUUCAUGGACUUCUUUGGAAUGGAGGAGUUGGGCUCCUCUCCUACAAAGAACAAGCCACCACCUCUCAUUUCGACAUGGACGGAUGACGCCAAGCUAAGAUGGCUUGUAUCAAUAGGGCAACAAAUUCUAGAAAAUUACGUUAAGAAAGUGGAGUCAGAGGGAUACAAUAUGGAAGAAAUGGACAAUAAAAGUGCACAGCUCCAAGCCUGCUUUAAUGCUGCAGAUGGCCUGUAUGAAUGUGAAUACCACAAAACCUAUAAAACCCUUGGUAAUUUUAAACGGCAUUUACAAAAAAAUCACAAUUGGACUUCUCCUGAAAAAGACAAAAGUGCCACUUCCAGUACAAAGGAUGGUGCUGCAGAAGCUAGAGCUUCCUUCAUGAAGUGUUCCUUGAUCCUCCGAGACACUUAUGAUGCAUAUCAGAUGACUGAUGGGGACAGGAUAUUCCGCAAUGCCAAGUUUGAAAUGCUUCUUGCUGAUGCGUUUCACCAUACUAAAUAUCGCUUGUGGCUUUGGCGAGUCCUUGCUUAUGAAAAAGCACUUCUUACACCUCGACAAGCUUUUGAAUAUAAAUGGAACUGUUGCUCAAAUACAAAUGGGGGGAUUGGGAAAAAUGUGCCAAAUGAUUUACUGGUUGAGAUGAAUGUCAAGUCAAUCAAACAAAAACUGCGUACUCAAGGAGUUAAUGUAACAUACCAGAGUGCUAGAGUUAUUGCACUGUCCAGUCAGAUUCAAAAUGACAUAAAACAAAACAUUGUACAGCAAUGUGAUACACAUUUUGGUGCCACCCGGUCAACUGUUAAUAAAUUGACAGUCAUUGAAAUGAUUACAAAAGAAGUACUGAAUGGAGAUUUAAUGAAAACUAUUCAAGGUCGAGAGGGAGUGUUUUCUGAUUUUGUUGACCCAUUCGACAAAAUUGUCCCAGCAGAAUUGCACAAGUGGAUUAGUGCCCAAAAACUAAGGGCUGAACGUGAACUUAUUUGAGAAACAGGUGCAGAUGUUGCACAUGUACAAACUGAUUUAUUAAGUUACAUGAACCAAAUGUUUAAGGAAGCUCACCGUCAUAUGAUUUGUGCUUAAUAUUUCUGAUAAUAUGUCACAAGUUAUAGAUUUAAAUAUACAAAGGUGUUGAGACACCUUUAUCUACUACACAUGAAUCAUUUUAUAAUCAUGUUCUUAAAAAUAUCUGAGCAUUUAAUCAUUGUUGUGUCAGUCUGGCCUCAUAUCUACUAAACCUUUCAUGAGAAAUGGAUCUUAUAUUUUCUCAAGAAGUUUCGGACUAAGGCCUCUUAAGGUCAUUUUACAAAGGUCAGGGUCAUUCAUACCUUAUGUAUGAAAACCAUAGCCUCAUUUUAACAGUUAUUAAUCGUUCUACAAACAACUUUCAGACAAAUGUCACUCUUGUCAUUUUGUAAGGGCAGUGACACUCUGAACAUAUUAUCUUAUAGAACACUUCUCUUUAGCUGUUAUUGAUCUUGUAUUACAAUCUAUUAUGCGCAUAACUUUCAGACUUAAAGGUCUCGUAUAAGGAAAAAGUUUUUUUCAGCUGUUUUUGAAGAGGCAUUGAUUACUUUGAAUCACACAAAUAUAUAAAAGGCAUUUAGACAAAGAUCACUUUGUUAAGGGUCAAGGUCAGUCAGAAUAUAAACCUUAUAUAUAUCACUUUUCAACAAUAUUUCAAGUUAUUGAUUGCUGUAAAAGUCAUUUGUCAUAUGAAGUAGUUUAUUGGUUAGAAGCAGGGGAGCAUCCAUCAAUUUUUUUAAACAACAAUUUUGUUUGCUUUGGUUCAUGCAUCGUAUAUUUGUAUCAAUAAAAAUCAAUUGCUUACUUGAAAGUUUCA